This is a messenger RNA of Peniophora sp. CBMAI 1063, 654 nucleotides long. NCBI's taxonomy places the organism in Eukaryota, Fungi, Basidiomycota, Agaricomycetes, Russulales, Peniophoraceae. The record is from the annotation of a GenBank genome assembly.
AUGUCGGACUACGACGCCGAGUCAGACGACUCUCUGGAUUCGAAUGCUCGAUUCGAUGCUCAACGCCCUGGCCGUCUGCGCCGUGCUGAAAGGUUCUUGGAGCGUCGUGUCCAUGAACAUGGGGUGCAGGUUGCCGUGCAACGCAAGGCCCGGGAGGCUCUCCGCCAAGCAAGGACCUUAGAGCAAAACCUCUCCCGCUACAAAGCGCCAUUUUACAAGAUAUUUCAACUUGAGCGUAGAGGCCUUGACUCGAGCGUGAUGAGACAUCGCGCUGCAUAUGCUGCUGGGAUUAAGGCGAAGGAGGCAAAGGGUGUUUGGAGAGACGAACACACGAAGGCUAAGGCUACACUUACGCUCUGUAAGCAAGCCAAUGCAUAUGUGAAUUGUCUGGAGCAAGAAUCGGACGUUUAUUGCCCUGCGGGUACUUACUGCUGCUCGGAUUGGUCAACAGACUCAUCAGGCGAGACCGAUCUUGACGACAUUCAACACCCCGAGCCGGGCUUAACCAGGAAGCAAACCCUUUGGCGCCAUCGCGAGAUUCACCGCGCCCACCGAGCACGGGAGCAGAUGCUGGAGGAAGCUUUAACAGAUGAGUAUCAUGAAGAUUCAGAGGAGGGCAGCGUGGAUCGAGAGGAUAGCGGCGUUCAGGCAUAG